Malassezia japonica is the source of this 1395-nucleotide messenger RNA. RefSeq lists its product as uncharacterized. The record is from RefSeq and is a predicted model, not a curated record. The transcript has 4 exons. Gene Ontology annotation, cellular component: ESCRT III complex; multivesicular body. Gene Ontology annotation, biological process: late endosome to vacuole transport via multivesicular body sorting pathway; vesicle budding from membrane. Bases 1 to 1395 code for a protein of 464 amino acids. Lineage: Eukaryota; Fungi; Basidiomycota; Malasseziomycetes; Malasseziales; Malasseziaceae.
AUGUCGCUCGCGGCGUACGUCCAAAGUCUGCCCGAGGCGCGGGGAAGCGGCGACGCGCUCGUGUCGCUGUACGCGGACCUCUCUGGGACGCGCGCGUCGAAUCCGGGGGCAUUUCGCGCAAAGGUCGAGUGGUGGGCGCGCACCCUCGGCCACGUCCUCUGGACCGGGCUGCUGCCCUCGGCCGUGACGCUGGCGGUGGACGAGGCGCUGCCGAACGCGUUUGCGCUCGCCUCAGCGGGGCGGCCGAUGUGCAUCGCGGUAGUAUUGGACGAGCUCGCACGCGAGGGCAAGGUGAUGCGGCGCAGCGCGUUUCUCGAGCGCGCACCGCUCCAGCAACGUGCUUCGUUCGCCUCGACGUUGGUCGACUAUCUCGCCAAGCCCGCGUGGCGCGCCGCCGCGCGUCUCUGGACGGAAAGCGAGGCGAUUGGCGACGAGGCUGUGUGGGCGGAAAUGCGGGGCGAGUGGGUAUUCCUGCACAAUGUCGAGCGUGCCGCCGAGCUCUACCGCAAAAAGAUGGACCGCAUCGCGAGCGUGCUGGACACGGUCGUGACGCGCACCGAGCUCUACGCCCAGCUUGCUGCGCUGCGCGACGAGUCCGGGCACCCUCAUCUUUCGCCGCGCGACUGCGAAGUCGUUGCGCGCUACCUCGAGCGCGACAUGCGUGUGUUGGUCGUGGAUGGCGAGAUUGUCAAGCUGCUCCGCCCCGGCGAUGCGCGUACCAUUGGCGAGACGGAGAAAGGCGUGCUCGCCGUGCGCCAGAUGCAGCAGAAGCUCACGCAGCAGGUCGACGAGCUCGAAGAGCGUGUGCAGAAAGCGCAUGCGCGUAUUGUCGCUGCGCUGCGGUCCAAGCAGCCGGAAGCGACCGCCAAAGCGUAUCUGCGCACCAAGAAGCAGCUCGAGGAUCUGCUGGCGAAGCGCGUCGGUGCGCUCGAGACGGUGAGCAGUAUGCUGCUCAAGAUGGAGCAGGCUGUCGGCGAUGCCGAGGUCGUGCGUACGUACGAGACGUCGGCGGCGGCCCUGCGCUCGAUUCUCGCCGAUCCCGCGCUGCAGCCGGAGCGCGUCGAUGCGACGAUGGACCAGCUGGCAGAGGCGGUCGGCGACAGCGACGAGCUGCAUGCGGCGAUCACGAGCGGAUCCGGCGUGGACGACGAGGAGAUUGCGCGCGAACUCGAGCAGCUCGCGAUCGAUGCAGAGGGCAAAGGACAAGGAGAGAGCAGCCUCGAGAAGCCCGCCGAGAAGCCCGCCGAGCCUGCCCAAAGCACGGCCGAGCCCGCACCAAGCACUGCCGAGCCUGCCGACGAAUCCGAGCGGCGCUUUCCGUCGGCACCCCAACAUACCCCCCCGUCGCAGCCGGCGCCCGCUACGUCCACCCCCUCUCGACACCUUGCUUCCUAG